CAGCAGGGAAUCACUCUUUUCCAUAUUUUGCGCCAAGGUUUUCUGAGAGAGAGAGAGAGAGAGGAGUGAUUUUGAUGGUCAAUCCUAGUCCACUUUCUCUCACUUCUGUGGAUGACUCUCUCUCCCUCUUCUCUCAUAUAGUUUAUGUGUAUUUAUACAGAAUGACCCAUGAAUGAAUGAGUAGUGUGGUCAUUCUGCAGUAUAUUUCUUUUCAUCAUGUGAAUUUAUUCAGGUUCUGCUUAUGUGAUAAUCGAAGCAAUUCAAGCCUCUGCAUCAUUUUAAAGUCAUUUGGACUGGAUGGGUAAGACAAUUCAUUUGUCUGGGUUUCCAUACCUUGUUUCUGCGGAAAGAGUCAAGGAAUUCUUAGAACAACACACAGGCAGAGGAACUGUAGUAGCUUUAGAGGUCAAGGAGCCGAAAAGAAAAGGGUCAAGAGCAUUUGCCACAGUUCAAUUUGCAACUGCCAGCAGUGCUGAUUAUAUUAUCUCCUUGGCUAGUCGAAGGUUAUAUUAUGGAUCAUCUUAUUUGAAAGCUUACCCUAAGGACUUCGAUCUCGUUCAAACGAAGGCAUAUGUGCAUGACAUGGAAAGUGUGACUUUGUAUUUUGGAUGUCAGAUCUCAAAGGAGAAGUUUUCAGUGCUCUGGAAGAGGGAAAAUGUCUCUGUGAAAUUUGGUUUUGGCCUAAGAAAACUGUAUUUCUUUCUGUCCCACUUUUUUGUUGAGUACAGGCUUGAUCUAUUUUAUGAGAACAUCUGGCAGAUUGAGCUUCGUCGUCCCCGUGAUAAAACUUCAAAGUUUCUGCUCAUUCAGUUGGUUGGUGCUCCUCGGAUCUAUAAGAAAGUUGAAGAAUCUAUUUACAGCUAUUUUAAGGAAACUUCUGAUGACCAAUGGGUCAGGGAAACUGAUUUCACUCCAUCGAAUUGCAUUGGCCAAUCUUCUUCUUUAUGUUUGGAGCUUCCAUGUGGUGUUGACCUUUUAAACUUCAGCGAAUAUUUUGCUUUUUAUAAAGAAAAUGAAGGCCCAUUCAUUUUGGAGAGAGGUUUAACUUUUUCUUGCAAUUUGGAUCUAGUACCCAUUGUGGGUCCUCCUCAUGGACUUGAAAUGCCAUAUAAAAUAUUAUUUAAGAUCUGUAUCUUGGUUCAGCAAGGGUGUCUUCCAGGACAAGCACUUGAUAUUAACUUCUUUCGGUUGGUUGAUCCCAGGAGAAUAAACAUCGCGUUUGUAGAACAUGCCCUAGAGAAACUUUAUCAUUUAAAGGAAUGCUGUUACGAGCCUGUAAGGUGGCUUGAUGAGCAAUAUAGAAAAUACCUCACCUUAAAGAGACUUCCUAGAACACCUGCUAUUACUUUGGAUGGUGGAUUGGUGUAUGUACACAGGGUUCAAAUAACCCCAUGCAAAGUGUAUUUCUCUGGUCCAGAGGUUAAUAUGUCCAAUCGUGUAUUACGCCAUUAUUCUGAAGAUAUUGAUAAUUUUCUCCGGGUUUCUUUUGUUGAUGAGGAAUGGGGUAAGUUGUUUUCAACAGAUUUAUCCCCACGGGCAUCUUCUUCAAAUGAGGAUAGAAGAACUAGCAUUUAUAGAAGGAUACUGUCGACUCUUAGGGAUGGCAUUGUUAUUGGCAAUAAGAAGUUUGAUUUUCUUGCUUUUUCUUCAAGUCAAUUGCGGGAUAAUUCUGCAUGGAUGUUUGCUUCAAGAUCUGGGCUUACUGCUGCUGAUAUAAGAAAUUGGAUGGGUGAUUUUCGUCAGAUAAGAAAUGUGGCAAAAUAUGCUGCCAGACUCGGUCAAUCUUUUGGUUCCUCCACAGAAACUUUGAGCGUCAGUAGGCAUGAAAUGGAAAUAAUUCCUGAUGUAGAGGUUGUAACACGUGGAAUCAAAUAUGUUUUCUCUGAUGGAAUUGGGAAAAUAUCUUCUGACUUUGGUCGGAGAGUGGCCAAGAAAUGUGGCCUUAAAAGUUCAACUACAUCUGCCUUUCAGAUUCGAUAUGGUGGGUACAAAGGAGUUGUGGCUGUUGAUCCCAAUUCAUCAAUGAAAUUGUCUUUAAGAAUGAGCAUGUCUAAAUAUGAAUCAGACAAUACAAAAUUAGAUGUUUUGGCAUGGAGCAAAUAUCAGCCUUGUUUCUUGAAUCGCCAAUUGAUCACUCUUUUGUCUACCCUUGGGGUUCGGGAUCAUAUCUUUGAAAAGAAGCAAAGAGAAGCAAUAGAAGAACUGAACACCAUCUUAACAGAUCCGUUAAUGGCUCAGGAAGCUUUGGAAUUGAUGUCUCCAGGAGAGAACACCAACAUUCUCAAGGAAAUGCUUUUGUGUGGCUAUAAGCCUGAUGCUGAACCAUUCCUUUCAAUGAUGUUGCGAGCAUUUAGGGCUGCAAAGUUGCUGGAAAUAAGGACAAAAACAAGGAUAUUUGUUCCAAGAGGAAGGUCAAUGAUGGGAUGUCUGGAUGAGACCAGAACCCUGGAAUAUGGGCAGGUAUUUGUGCAAAUUUCUGGGGUUGGUCAUAGGCCAUUUUAUGAUAAUUCUCUUCUCAUGCUUGGUGGCUGUGGCUCAGACCAGCAUAAUCGUAUUGUUGAGGGGAAGGUAGUUGUUGCUAAAAACCCUUGCUUGCACCCAGGUGAUGUUCGUGUCUUAAGCGCCGUUAAUGUGCCAGCUUUGCACCAUAUGGUGGAUUGUGUAGUUUUUCCACAGAAAGGAAUGAGACCUCAUCCAAAUGAAUGUUCGGGGAGUGAUUUGGAUGGUGACAUUUAUUUUGUCUGUUGGGACCCUGAUCUGAUUCCACCGCAGCAAAUCCAACCCAUGGAUUACACCCCUGCACCAAGUAUGUUGUCGGAUCAUGAUGUUACAAUUGAGGAAGUUGAGGAAUACUUCACGAACUAUAUAGUGAAUGACAGUUUAGGCAUCAUUGCAAAUGCCCACACAGUUUUUGCAGACACGGAACCUUUAAAAGCAAUGAGCGACCCUUGUAUAAAGCUUGCACAGCUAUUCUCGAUUGCAGUUGACUUCCCAAAGACUGGUGUGCCAGCUGAGAUACCAACUGAAUUACGGGUCAAAAUAUAUCCUGAUUUUAUGGAAAAGCCUGACAAGACUACCUAUGAAUCAGAAAGUGUGAUUGGGAAGCUUUUCCGAGCAGUGAAAGACAUUUCGCCACAGUCGAGCUCUUUCAAAUCCUUCACGAGGGACGUGGCAAGGAACUCAUAUGAUCCUGAUAUGGAAGUGGAUGGUUUCGAGGAUUACAUUGACGAUGCUUUUGAUUACAAAAGUGAGUACGAUUACAAGUUGGGAAACCUAAUGGACUAUUAUGGGAUCAAAACAGAAGCCGAAAUACUCAGUGGUAGUAUUAUGAAAAUGUCGAAAUCUUUUGACCGGAGAAGAGAUGCAGAGGAUGUUGGCUUGGCUGUGAGGUCAUUGAGAAAGGAAGCUAGAACCUGGUUCAACACGAGCAGAGCUACAUCUGAUGCUGAAUCUGACGAUGUAUAUGCAAAAGCAUCUGCUUGGUACCAUGUCACCUAUCAUCCUAGUUAUUGGGGUCAAUAUAAUGGUGGAAUGAACCGAGACCAUUUCCUUAGUUUUCCAUGGUGUGUUUAUGAUAAGCUGAUCCACAUCAAGAAGGAGAAAUCUAGAAUGGCUCUCCAGCUGUCCUCGCUUCAGAGGCGGCUCCAAUAUGGAUUGAGCUUGGGAUAGAAAUUCAGUAUCACACCAGUUCCGUGUUGUGUAAAAUUUGAAGCAUUUUCAUUUUCAUGUGUAUUUAUCUAUUUUAUCUUUUGAUUUGUGUUAUGGGUGUGUAGUUUAUUCGAUAUAAAUGAACUGUGCUGAUGACUGGGAAAUUGUUAUCGGAACAAUUUGUGAUUUGUUUUUUCUUCUUUUUGUUGGAGUACUGCAUCUUAAGUUCUUGUUCA
This is a messenger RNA of Camellia sinensis, 3884 nucleotides long. RefSeq names its product putative RNA-dependent RNA polymerase 1. The record is from RefSeq and is a predicted model, not a curated record. Gene Ontology annotation, biological process: siRNA processing. Gene Ontology annotation, molecular function: RNA-directed RNA polymerase activity; RNA binding. Gene Ontology annotation, cellular component: nuclear RNA-directed RNA polymerase complex. NCBI's taxonomy places the organism in Eukaryota, Viridiplantae, Streptophyta, Magnoliopsida, Ericales, Theaceae.